Molecule: messenger RNA, 1659 nt
Organism: Emiliania huxleyi CCMP1516
Lineage: Eukaryota; Haptophyta; Isochrysidales; Noelaerhabdaceae
Exons: 7
Coding region: 191-1363 (390 amino acids)
Biological process (GO): lipid metabolic process
Source: RefSeq, a predicted model, not a curated record
CUUAGCCGCGCGGCUGCGGCCCGCCGGCAAGGCGGUCUCCGCCGCUCCCUCCGCCGCUCCCUCCGCCGCUCCCUCCGCCGCCGCUCCCUCCGCCGCUGCGCCGCCUCCGCGCCGCCAUUCGCUGGAGCGUGCGUUUGGAGUGCUCCUCUCGGUCAAUUUUCUCGUCUUCUGGGCCGUGCCAAUCUUUGGGAUGGGGCAGGCGUACCACCUUGGCCUGAAGCACGUCCUGCGGCCGCUCUACGACCGGCUCGACCGCUCGGCCGCCCUCCGCCGCUUUGCCGCCGCAUAUGUGUACAACAAGCCCGCCCACGCCGACUUUGCGGCGACGGCGGUGCUCACCUUUUUGUCGACGACGGUAGCGUUCGGCGUGGCGCUGCGCUAUCAGCUGGUGCACGGUCACCUCCCGUGGGCCCUCCACGCAGCGUACAACUGCGCGUGGGUGGGCAUCGGCGGCCGGAUGAUGGGCUCUGCGUACACCUUUGCGCACAAGGAGGGGCACAAUGGCGUGCUCUACCAGCGGUGGGUGCGCCGCACGGUGGGGAACCUCUUCGAGAACUGGGUCGGGCUGCUCUACGGCAACGUGCCCUACAACUUCACCACCUCGCACAACCACAUCCACCACGCCCUCGACGGCGGCAAGGGCGACACCUUUUACUGCUACGACCUCGAUCGCUCCUCGCUCUCCGACUUUAUGCUGUACCAGCGUCGCAUCUUUCUGCACAUGGCUGGCCUCUCGUCGCUGCGCUACUUCCGGCUACGCGGCAUGCACAAGCAGGAGCGGCUCCUCGCGCGCGGGUGCGCAAUCUUCUGGCUCGCCUUCCCGCUGCCGCUGCUGCUGCUGACGCGCAGUCCGUGGUUCCUCUGUGUGGUGUGGCUGCAGCCGCUCUGCGCCAUGUCCUUCUUCCUCGCCCUCGUCAACUGGGCCUUCCACGCCUUUAUCGAGCUCGACGCGUCGGGCCGCCACUUGCCCCAUGUCAACGCGCUCACCAUCCUCGACGGCCAGGACGACAACUUUGGCGAGGACGACCACAUGGCCCACCACUACGAAAACCCGAUCGCGCACGCGCGCUCGCGGCACGACGCGUGGCGCGCGCGCAUCAUGCCCGAGCUCAAGGCGAACCGCGCCUCCAUCUUUAAGGAGAUCUCGAUCGUCGAGCUCGGCAUCCUCACACUGCUCGGCCAGUUCGAGCGCAUCGCCGAGCGCCACUACGUCGACUUCUCUGGCGAGCUGUCGACUGCGCAGGUGGCCGAGAUGCUGCGACGCCGCGCCCGCACCAAGGAGAGCACGCACGAGGAGUACCUCGCCUGGGAGGCCGAGACCGAGGCGGCACUCCUCGCGUCGCCGCCGCCAAAGGAUGACUGACGGCGCCCCGGGCUGCGCUCCGCGCGGCCGGCUGCAGGCGCGAGGACGUCGAGCCGGCCCUGCGCCGCUAGGGAGUGGAAGGCGCGAGUUACCGUGUCAGAGACACAACACAGGUGAGAGGUGUAUAUGACAGCAACGAACCCUGAGCACCGUCAAGUCGUCGUACGCCACUUGGCCUCGGGGGCAUGACAGACGCUAGCAUAGGAGUCAGAUCACAUAUAUGUCGGUUGUCGCAUCAUUUAAAGCUAGAAUCAUCAAUCAACAAGACACAGAAUAAUCAAUAAACUGCUGUUAUA